This is a messenger RNA of Wickerhamiella sorbophila, 1083 nucleotides long. Its product is annotated as Protein MAK11. Lineage: Eukaryota; Fungi; Ascomycota; Dipodascomycetes; Dipodascales; Trichomonascaceae. Bases 1 to 1083 code for a protein of 360 amino acids. Gene Ontology annotation, molecular function: protein binding. The record is from RefSeq and is a predicted model, not a curated record. The transcript has a single exon.
AUGGGAAAGACAAAGGCAGGAAAAGAGGCCAAGGACGAGGCAGAGGUUAUUCCUAAUGCCAGUAUCGAGGAAUUAGAUACGCUAAGGAACGCUGGGCGCACUGUGCGUAUUGUGACAGGUUCUUAUGAGCACAAUCUCUUGUGCGUCGCACUUACGAUCACACCAAAGGGCGAAGUGUUCACACCCAUUUUCCAUUUCACCCCACACACGCAAUCUAUUCGCUGCUUGGCCCGGCACAAACGGUUUUUGGUGAGCGGCUCGAACGAUGAGCUCAUUAGAUUGUACGAUCUCCAACGUCGCCGAGAAUUGGGCACAUUGAUGCACCAUUCGGGCCAAGUGCUCUCGGUACAGUUUUUCAAUAAAUGGAUGUUCUCGACUGCAGGUGAUAACAAGAUUCUCAUCUGGCGCAUCAAGGACUGGGAAUUGCUAGCUGAACUCAAGGGACACAGAGCUCCAGUUGUUGACUUUGCCGUUCACAAAUCCGGCAAGAUCGCCAUCAGCGUUGGAGAAGAUCACAAGCUCAUUCUGUGGAAUAUGAUGACUGGCCGCAAAGCAAGUAUUGAGAAGCUUCCUGGUGCACCUCGCCAGGUUGUUUGGGUUCCUGGAGGAAAUAUGUACUAUGUUGCAUAUGACAUGAAGAUCAUUGGCAGUAAUGAUCUGCCCGAAAUUGCCUUGAAAUCUCGUCUUCACCGUAUGAAGCUGGUUCAUUACAAAAAGGAUUAUUUGGUCGUGAGCUUAGAAAAUGGCCACAUUGAAUUCUACGAUAUGCAAUCCGGAAAGCUGGAAUUCGAUUUGGUCGGUCAUGCUAGCAGAGUGAAAGACUUCGACACCCUUGAGAACCUGAUGGUGUCUGUUUCCUCAGAUGGAAAAAUCGUCGUGUGGGAUCUGGAGUCGCGCGAUCAAAUUGCUGUUUAUGCAGGUGGUGACCGGUUGAACUGUGUCGCGCUGAUCCCAGAUGAGAUUGAGCACAUUGUCAAACGACCUGCUUCAGAAAACUACAGCGACUACGAAUCCGAGCCAGAAACAAACACAAAAGUACAGAAACGCAAAAAGAAGAAGGCAAAGGUUAUUGUCGAGCGAUAA